CUUCGACGACAGGUUUUGGGGCGAAACAACUUUGAACCGGAAAGGUUGAUCUGCGUUUUUGGAAUGCUCAGUUUGGCGCGUGGUUGGAAAUCGACAGCUAAGGUGCUAAAGUUGUUAUCCUCUUCACUUACCACUGGUGUAAAACAAAUGUCUGCUGGUAGUCCUCAAGCAAAGAAAGCCAGGGUAGACAUGAAGAUCGGAACACACAAUGGAUCCUUCCAUUGUGACGAGGUCUUGGCCUGCUUCCUCCUCAGACAACUACCAAAGUACAAAGAUGCACAGAUUACAAGAACUCGUGACCCUGCAGUGCUCGACACAUGUGAUAUAGUUGUGGACGUGGGAGGGAUAUUUGAUCCAGAUAAAAACAGAUUCGACCACCACCAAAGGACUUUCAAGGAAACGAUGAACAGCUUAAUUCCAAAAAAGAGUUGGAAUACCAAACUGAGCAGCGCUGGACUGGUCUACCUUCACUUCGGGCACGAGGUUCUGAUGCAAAUCCUAGAGUUGGCCAGGGAUGACCCGGUCUUGGACAUAGUCUAUGAUAAAGUUUAUGAAAACUUUGUGGAGGAGAUUGAUGCUGUGGACAAUGGUAUUAAUCAGUUUGAUGGAGAUGCAAGGUACCAAAUAAGUACAACUAUCAGCAAUCGAGUUCGACACCUCAACCCGAACUGGAAUGAGGAUGCUGACGAGGAGGUCCAGUUCAAAAAAGCUUAUGAAAUGGUUGGAGCAGAGUUUUUGGACCGAGUUCUGUAUUAUAAAAAGGCGUGGAUUCCUGCCCGGGAGCUAAUAGAAAAGGCCAUUAAGGAGAGAAUGGAGGUUGAUCCCAGUGGAGAGAUUGUUGUCCUGAAGUCCGGUGGAUGUCCAUGGAAGGACCAUCUGUUCAACAUUGAGGAGGAAAUGAAGCUGUCACCAAAACUUAAAUAUGUCUUAUACACAGACAACAGUCAGAAGUGGAGGAUACAAUGUGUUCCACUCAAGAUAGGCUCCUUUGAAAACAGGCUUUCUCUCCUAGAGGAAUGGCGUGGAAUACGGGAUGCCGAGUUGUCAGAAAAGUCUGGUAUUCCUGGCUGUAUAUUUGUACAUGCUGGGGGAUUUAUUGGAGGGAAUGAAACUUACGAAGGUGCUCUUCAGAUGGCCAGAAGGAGUCUCAAACAGCAGAAUGAAAAUGGCUCAUAAAUUUUAAUUAAAUACAGACUGUCUCAAACAAGCUGGAUUUCUUUUCAGUAGGUGCAUGUUUCUAACGCCAUAACAAGAAAUAUCUAGUUGAAACAAUAAAAUAGAUAAUAAGUAAUCUCAAACAGCAUUGGCAGGACAGCCAAGCAAGGGUGUUGAAUCUUUGUCUACGUUGAUCGUUGUUGCAUUUAAGUUUCAGAACUGAUAUUAGAGGUAACUGAUUUGGUACAUGGCAGUCAUUAUUGUCAUGUUCCAUUUAUAGACAUAUACGUUUAUCUGUGGUUUACAGCACAUUUCAUUGUCGGAAUACACAUUUCGUAUUUAUUUCUUAUUGUCUUGUAUCAAUAAAUGAAUUCACAACC
Molecule: messenger RNA, 1535 nt
Organism: Mizuhopecten yessoensis (Yesso scallop)
Lineage: Eukaryota; Metazoa; Mollusca; Bivalvia; Pectinida; Pectinidae
Product: UPF0160 protein MYG1, mitochondrial-like
Exons: 8
Coding region: 64-1176 (370 amino acids)
Cellular component (GO): nucleus; cytoplasm
Source: RefSeq, a predicted model, not a curated record